Loxodonta africana (African savanna elephant) is the source of this 3433-nucleotide messenger RNA. It is a transcript of the gene INO80E, whose product is annotated as INO80 complex subunit E. Lineage: Eukaryota; Metazoa; Chordata; Mammalia; Proboscidea; Elephantidae. The coding region runs from base 182 to 937 and encodes 251 amino acids. Gene Ontology annotation, cellular component: Ino80 complex; nucleus. The record is from RefSeq and is a predicted model, not a curated record. The transcript has 7 exons. Gene Ontology annotation, biological process: chromatin remodeling.
UCCUCUCCCGACAUUUCCCAUGAGGGCAAUCGGUGGGCAAACGCUCCGUGGGCGCGGGGUGCCGCGGGAGUUGUAGUCCCAGCGGGCAGAGGCUUGCAGAGUCUCCGGAAGUCGAGGUCGUGUAGAGCCGGCUCGGGGUAGCGGGACUACAGACGCCGGGGCUCUGCUCCCGCGUCAGGUCAUGAACGGGCCAGCGGAAGGCGAGGUGGACUACAAAAAGAAAUAUCGGAACCUGAAGCGGAAGCUGAAGUUUCUCAUCUACGAACACGAGUGCUUCCAGGAGGAGCUCAGGAAGGCGCAGAGAAAAUUGCUGAAGGUGUCCCGGGACAAGAGUUUCCUUCUUGACCGACUUCUGCAGUACGAGAACGUGGAUGAAGACUCUUCUGACUCAGAUGCCACUGCGUCUUCAGAUAACAGCGAGACAGAGGGGACACCCAAGUUGUCAGACACUCCAGCCCCCAAGAGGAAGAGAAGCCCUCCGCUGGGGGGUACCCCCUCCCCGUCCAGCCUCUCCCUGCCUCCUUCAACAGGGUUUCCCCUUCAGGCCUCUGGGGCCCCCUCCCCAUACCUGAGCUCGCAGCUGGCCUCCCCUUCCUACCCCCCAUUCCCUUCUGACUACCUGGCCCUGCAGCUGCCCGAACCCAGCCCCCUGAGGGAGCCCAGCCCCCUGAGGCCCACGCGGCAGAAACGGCCUCGCCUGCCCCGGAAACUGAAGAUGGCGGUGGGAACCCCCGACUGCCCUGUGGGAGGGCCGCUGACCUUUCCAGGUCGAGGUGCUGGGGCUGGGGUGGGGGCAGCCCUGGCCCCACUGCCCCCUCCCAAGAUGCCCCCCCACACCAUCCUGAGCACCGUCCCUCGGCAGAUGUUCAGUGACGCUGGCAGCGGCGAUGACGCCCUGGAUGGGGAUGAUGACCUGGUGAUCGACAUCCCGGAGUGACCUGGCACCUGUGCCCUGCCCAUGGUCCCCCGGCCCCCCACUGUGCUAGCACACAUGAGCCCCCAGCUUCCUCAGAGACAUUUAUUGACACCCAGUUGCCAUGCUUCGGCCACUGACACAGUCAGAAAAGGCGUAAACAUGCAGAAAUGUCCCCUGGGAACGUAGGCCCUGAGCAGGGCUGGCAGGGCCCCCUGUCCUCACACCCCGGCCCCAUCCGGGGGGACAGUUAUUUAUUUAAACGAGUGGCCUGGGAGCACCUGCCACCUCUUGGGCAGGCAGAGACCUUGUGGCGGCCACCCAGAAGAGGGCAGCUUCCAGGGCUAAGUGUUAUAAUGAAGACUGUAUUAAAGGGGUGGCUCUUCUUUGUUUUUUUUUUUGUCCUUUCUUUUUUGGAAAGCUCCUCUUCCUCUAAGCCUCCCCUAAUCUGACCUCCUCCCUAUUGGGAAGGGGACAGGCAGCCUGGAGAGGCAGGAGGGAGGAGUGGGCAGCGGGCCUCAGGGCAGGGGGCACUGGCAGGACUCCUCCUGCACAGGUGCCAGGAGGGGUGGCUUGCAUAUUUGCGUAUCAUAGCGAGUCAGGCAGGAGGAAGUUUGCAUAUGUGAAUAUAGAUCUCCACAGUCCCUCAAAGGAAGACAGGCCCACAGGUCACGGAGAUUCUCACAAAGUAAGACAGAAAGUGCCGGGCAGGCACACCCCACCCCGUGUAAACGUGCAACACACUCGUGCAAAGGUCGGGUGCUGGACGCAGCCCCAAGGGCUCUGCUGGGCCGCCCAGCCAAGUAUUGGGAGCAGCUAUGCUCAGGCUGAGGGGAGAGCCCCGGCUGCCGGGGGCAGCUCACUUGUCAAGGUGUGCCAGCGCUCCAGGACUCUGUCCGGCUGCUGCAGGCAGUCGCCCCAGUGUUUCCUGGCCUCCCCCCGGGCGCCUGGCCCCAGUGACACGCCACCUGGGGAGCAGGUAGAGGCAGGCAACAUCAGGGCCCAGCUUACUGCCAGAAGGCCCUUCAUCAGCACCACCCAGCUGGGUUCCUCCCCUCACCAAUGAAGUCGUUGGAUUUGCCAAUGUCGUAGUCCCACACUGUGACCUCCAGAGUCUUGGUAGCCAGAGCAGAGAGCUCUAUCUCAUAGAAAAACUCCUGGGGAAAAGGCAAGCCACACCUUCCAUCAGGCCCUGGCCCUCUCUGCCCCCCACGCACCUCAUUUUCUGGCCCCUGCCCCACUUACCUCAUUGAACUCUGGGUUUAGGGUCUUCUUCUUCACACACGUUUUAUGCUUGGAUUUCUUAUCCACAUCUGGCCUCAGGUACCUGGGUGAGGGGGAGCUGUGAGGGAGGGCCCAGCUUCCAGCGGAUGGGGCAGGGGUCAGGCUUCCCAGGGAGGAGAGGGUGGCCUCAGGGCAGGGCAAGGGCUCACGUCUUGACGUAGGGGUCUGAGUAGCCGUUGACAUCCAUGGCAGCCAGGUGGGCACAGCGCACAAUGCCCACCAGCAGCCCCCGGCGCCAGGAGCUGUAGCUGAGACUCAGCAGGAUACGGCCACGCUCCUCUAGCAGCCCCGAUCCCUGCUGCGCCUGCUCCAGCUGCAGGGGGGCAGGACAGGGCUCACCGGGGCCCUCCGCUACCCACCCCCCCACACGUGGUCUCUGAGGUGCCUCACCUCCUUCAGGUAACAGGAGAUGCCUCUCAGUGCCGCCGACAUGGAAGAGGGUGAGGCCAACUGAGGGCAAAGAGAAGAUGCUGGACACUGGGCCUUCCCAGCGCCCCCACCCCUUGGCAUCUCUGCAACCCCCCUCUUCCCCACAGACCGGGACCUGGCGUUCAAGACAGAUAUUAAAGUGCUUCUUCUGGGAAGGCUUGAGGCGGCGGAGGGGCACGCGGGUCUCCCCGAUGUACUCGUUGUGGCUCAGCUUGUCCUCAUCACAGACGGAGAUCCUGGCGGGGAACUGCAGGGUCAGGGCCCCCGGGGCUACCUGAGCCCUGCAGCAGUGUGGGAGAAAGGCCCUCGGGCUGCCCUGAGAAGCCCAGGCUGGUCCCAGCUCUGCCCUAAAUGCACCACAUGGCAGCUGUAAAAUGGGCUUCCUCACAAGGGCUGCACAGCGAGCACCAGGCCUGGGGGCUUGAGAAGGACAAUUUGCCCCUGUAUCUCCGUCCCUCCCCUUUGGGCUGCCCUUGGUCCAUCAGGCCCUGGUCAGCUCCUCCAGGAAACCCCCUUCAUUCAGGGCCUGGGGGCAGGAUCCCACGGAGCCUGCAGCCUGCAUUGAUGAAAGGGGUCACAGAUUCAUUCGGGAUGGAAGAGCUAGAAGGGCCUUGUCCUCUGGCACUGCUGUCCUCUCCAUAGAACAGUGAGCCCUCCCAGGAGAGACCAGGAGCCCCAAGAGGGAAAAAGUAUUGCUUUUAUUUUUGUCCAUCCCCUUCUACAGCCCUUGUGCUUCCUUUUAUUGUGACCACUCUGUUGAGCAGCUGUGUAAUGUAGCAAAAAAAAAAAAACCCAAAAAACUUGCAA